Durusdinium trenchii is the source of this 3888-nucleotide messenger RNA. Lineage: Eukaryota; Dinophyceae; Suessiales; Symbiodiniaceae. The record is from the annotation of a GenBank genome assembly.
AUGUCGAAUCGCAGUGCCGAGGAUGUCAAUGUCUCCGAGGAUGCUCGUGCUGCGCUGGCUGGUGUGGCGGGCAGUAUGGGGGCUUUGCAUCGAGAUCCCAAACGCCGCCGAAGGGAGAGCAAGACCAAGGACAGCCCGCCGGGCAAGGAGACGAAGCCAGACACUGGUGCAGACAAAGCAGAGCCCCACUCGAAGAACGAGCACCCAAAGAAGUGGGGCACACACUACAUCACAGACUACGACGGCAACGAGAUCUGCUUCAAGUUUGCAAAAGGCAAGGCAGGGGACUGCGGAGAACCAUGCAGUCAGGGCAGGGUGCACCGAUGUCGGCAUUGCUUGGGGUCGCACGUGAACGACCAGUGUCCGGUGCACGUCAAAAGGAACCCAAAGGGCGCCGGCAAGAAGAAGUCCCAGAAGCCAGUUCCAUGCCAAGAGGCUCAAGCCGCAGCUUCGGCCGAACAAGCACCCUGCCCAGAUGUCAGGCACGACCCUGGCAGGCAGCAGUCAGUCAAGGGCGAGUCGAAGUUCAAGUUCCUCGAACUCUAUGCGGGCUUCAAGGGACUUUCGAUGGCCAUGGCCGAUGUGGUCGGCGAGAGCGUGGAAGUAUUGAAGCCCUUGGAGCUCUACGACGGGUGGGAUGUGCUCACACCCGAAGGUCUCGAAGAGGCCCGAAAGGCGGCAAGAGAGGCAGAUCACCUUCAUGUGGCCAUCCCUUGCAGAAGCUACACAAGAGCCAGGAGGGUGGACGCUCACGGAGCUGUGGCCACAGUGCGCUCAGACGAGCGCCCAGAAGGCUGGGGGCACCCGGUCGCAGAGAAAGGGAAUCGGCAUCUCGAGGCAAUCGAGAUCAUACUCAUGGAGGCAGCUCGCUCAGGCUGCACCAUCUCCAUCGAGAACCCAUGGAAUUCUUUCCUGUGGGAAACAGCGAAGAUGAAGAAACUGGCAAAGCGGCUUCACCUUGUCCCAGUGUACCUCGAGCAGUGUGCCUACGGGGGAAUGUCAAGGAAACCAACGAGGAUCCUCACCGAUGCGGAGUGGAUGCAGACAGUUCAGCUCACCUGCAGCCAGGUCCGGCCGCAUUGCCACAGCAAACUCGAGGGAAAGGUGUGGGACCCUGUCACACAGAGCAAGGUCUGGAAAACUUCCAAGGCCGCGGAGUACCCGUCGGGGUUGUGCAGAGCAUGGGCCAUGGCCUUGAAGGACUACCUGCAGGCGAAGCCACUCAUCCUGCAGAAGAAGACCUACGAGAAGGAUGGCACAAAGAAGACGAAACUCCUCACCUUCAAGGAGCGACGUGAAGCCGAGAACGAAAGGUCGAUUGGUGGCCUGCGCAACCCCAGAGCUGCUGUUUCACGGAAUUCGCACCUUCGCACCGUCGGCAUGCGGCUGAGGAAAGUGCUAGAUACGGCUCUGACUUCGAGGGCGCUACAAGAUUUUCAACAGCGACCCACAGAGUCACCAUUUUCCACAGAGGCCAUGUCACAGGUCCGAGAAGCUUUGGCCGUAGAGUUCAGCACCACAGCCACGCACAGAGGCUACGAAAAGGGCAUUUUAAAGUCCGUGUUGGAGCAGUUGCACGAUCUCGAUGCCAAGGUCAUCCCAAGGUGGCUGAACGAAGGCUUCCCUUUGGGCAUCAUUCACCCCAUUCCCCACACUGGCAUCGUCCCCCAAACGGAGGACGUGUCGGAUGCCAUUCGGAUGUCGGCCCUGUGUGGAAGGGUGGUGAAGGAUUGGGACGGGGCUGCACUCAACUAUGAAUCCUUCUACCAAGCGGGAGGGAAAGCUCAACACGAACUUGACCGCAUGCUCGCGGAGGGUUGGGCGGAACUCGUACCAACCUGGGCCCAGGUGGUCCAACAGUUCGGUCCAGAGGUUGAGCUCGCCGAAGACAAGGUCGAGAAGCUCAAGGAGGCGCUUCAUGGGCUGUUAGAUCAACCCAUGAUCCCCGUGAAGAUCCUCCAACGAACCACAGGUAUCCUAGGUUGGCUUUCUAGCAUUAUCCCGGAAGUGCGCCCGUGGUUAGCCAUGUUGUGGGCAGUGUUGACCCAAGCACUGCAACAAGAAGGGCCGAAACGGCAGAAAACCCGUGAGAGAAAGGGGCUUGUGUUCCGAAAGCAGCUGGAACAUGCGGCACGUUUCCUCCUGGCCCUCUUGACCAACCUGGCAGGACCAUCACUCAAGCACACAUAUCGGUUGCAGCCACAGGACACGCGCUGGUACACGGGCAUGGGAGCUGUGUUGUACUUCAUUGGAACACCCCCAUGUACUGGGCCGAUGCAGUCUCCGACGAGUGUUGAGAGCGGAGAGAACACCGGACUUCCAAACGGAGUUCGAGAUGCUCACCAUUUUCUUGAGUUUGAAGAUGUUUCCUCCGCCAAGUCCCCACUGUUGACACAUUUGACAGCCGAAUUUCUCCUGGAGUUCUUAUGUCACGGGUGGACACCACCCACUGGCGAACACAUCGCGGGGGUGCUGAAUGACACGGCCGACGCUCUUAGCCGUGGAGAAGUGCCACCGCACCUCGCACAGGUCAAGCGAAUCCCGGCGUUCAUUCGCCACGUCAGCAUCUUUCGGGCUUGGCCUUACGCGGGAACUUGGAUCCCUCCUUUUGCAGUGAACAUCCCCUCCAACUGCAUCGCCCUGGUGGCGAAUGCGCCUGGAGGCUUGCGAGCAGUGACCUUAGAAGGACAAAGUGGCGAGCGGCUGCUGGAGGCCGCGUUGAGGCAUCGGGUUGGUGGGCAGGCCAGCCCAACCACGCCGGAGGAGGCUCUGAUCCCGAGGGGGGAGAUGGCUUCGGGGUCGGCUGAUCCACUGGCCUUGGUCAGCGCAAACCAGCCACAGAGGAGGCGACCUGGCGCCCCAAUGUAUACUCCGGGCACGGCCCGCACGAAGAGCGCCCUUUUCAAACUGUGGUGCGACAUCCUUGCGGCCAGGAAUCUGCCCUCUUUGCCGGUAGAUCCCGAGAAGCUGAGCAUUGUGAGCUCAGUGUUGAGGGCCGCGGGGUUCAAGUCAGCGCCGGCCUACUUGUAUGAGGCUAAGGACUGCCACAUGCGUGCAGGACACGCCUGGACUGACGCCCUUGACAUCGCUCUUCGAGAUUCGCCGAGGACUGACCAGAGGGAGGUGGAACUGGGUUGCAUCAUGCUCAACGAGAUUGAGCUGGAUGAAUGGAACUCUUUGGUGACCAUCAGCCUCACCGUAUCCAAGACGGAUCAGUAUGCCCGUGGCUGCAAGCGCACCCUUGGCUGCAGGUGCAACGCAAAGGAACCGGUGGUAUGUCCGUUUUGUGUGGCAGGCGUGUUGGUGAACCACCAGGAGGUGAUGUCAGGCAUCGAGCAUGGGACGGAGGCCGCAGCCAAUUGGCCGCUGAUCGGUCAGGAGGGCGACCCAUCGAAGCUGGUGCCUAAGGAGUCCAUGCUGGCUGCACUCAAGGAGGAUGCCAUCUACCUCAAGGACCGAGGCUGGCUCAAGGACAACACCGACAUGGACCUGGUUUCGGGGCAUAGCCUCAGAAGGUCCGGAGUGCUGCAAGCCCAGAUCUCCGGGUUGGUCACGAAGGUUGACAACUUGGAAGACCUCGCCAGGAAGAUCGCGGAAGAACACAAGAACCAGAAGCAGGUCGCACACUUCGAUGAGGAUUCGGUGAAAUCCCUGCUGCGGGCCUACUUGAAGCCACCGGUGGUGACCAACUUGGCCACGCUGAAGUUCCAUGCCACCUCGGUGUCCAACAAUCACCUGAUCCCAAGUAGGUGGCAGACGGCAUGUGGAUGGUGCUACGUGGCGGCAGGACAGCUUGUGAAACCAGCUGCCUCAUACGAGGAAAUCCCGACAGAAGCGACGCCAUGUACAAAGUGCAUGAACUAUCUGCCGUACUGGGCGGCGGUGUAG